Molecule: messenger RNA, 2215 nt
Organism: Hemicordylus capensis (graceful crag lizard)
Lineage: Eukaryota; Metazoa; Chordata; Lepidosauria; Squamata; Cordylidae
Gene: WDR45
Product: WD repeat domain 45
Exons: 10
Coding region: 609-1766 (385 amino acids)
Biological process (GO): autophagy of mitochondrion; nucleophagy; protein lipidation
Cellular component (GO): cytosol; extrinsic component of membrane; phagophore assembly site membrane
Molecular function (GO): phosphatidylinositol-3,5-bisphosphate binding; phosphatidylinositol-3-phosphate binding; protein binding
Source: RefSeq, a predicted model, not a curated record
CGGCUGGAAGCAGAGCAGAGCAGAGCGGGUGGGCGGCGAAGGGGAAGUGUUGGGAAGAAGGCAAAGUGACUGAGAGAUCUAAAUUUAGCAGCACUGAGAUAGGAGGCAAUAGGAUUCUUGGGGGCAGCGAGAGACUGGCUGCUUAGGCCUGUGGGCUUGCUUUUUGUGUUUAUUGCGGGGUACGGGGGAGGCUGGCAUAAUGUCAGAAGGAGGGAUUUAGGGGACGCUUUGUAGCAGGGAGCUGCCCAAAAGAGAUGGAGGAAGCCAAUAGGGCAAGAUAUGGUGUAUAACAGAAUCAAGGGCCAAGAGGUCGGGGAAGUGGGAAGGGCAGCAGGCCCAAGUAGCUGGCAGUGCAGCUGCACCCCAUGGAGUAGGCUUGGGAGAAGAGGAUCUGGGGCCAAAGGAGGAAGUAUGAGGGGCUGUGGGGGGUAUAGACUAAACCUGGACAGGGCAAAGGGAAGAUAAAAAUAAAGGACUCUAGUGGAGUUGGAGAUAGAAGCACACGUGACGAGGUCUAUAGAGGGGAAGAAGGGUUGCUCUGUCACAAUCUGAGCUAGUGUUGCUGCUUGGUGUCUGUUUCUCCUUUCUGGCUUCUUCCUCUUCCCAUCAUGACAGCAAGGGAGGAAACAAAUAAAGCAGACAAGCCCUGUGUGCCUGGCCCUGUUGAGGGGUGUCCCUCAGGGCUCAUCAUGGCACAGCAACGAGGGGUCAACAGCCUGCGCUUCAACCAAGAUCAGAGCUGCUUCUGCUGUGCUAUGGAGACUGGUGUCCGGAUCUAUAAUGUGGAACCUCUCAUGGAGAAAGGGCACCUUGAUCAUGAACAGGUUGGCAGCGUGGGGUUAGUUGAAAUGCUGCACCGGUCCAACCUUCUGGCUAUUGUGGGUGGAGGCGGCAACCCCAAAUUCUCGGAGAUCUCAGUCUUGAUCUGGGAUGAUGCCCGUGAAGGGAAGGAGGGCAAAGACAAGCUGGUAUUGGAGUUUACCUUCACCAAGCCGGCAUUGGCAGUUCGCAUGAGGCAUGACAAGAUAAUCAUUGUCCUACGCAAUCGAAUCUAUGUCUAUUCUUUCCCGGACAACCCUACCAAACUCUUUGAGUUUGACACCCGGGACAACCCCAAAGGACUUUGUGAUCUCUGUCCCAGCUUGGAGAAGCAGCUCCUAGUUUUCCCUGGGCACAAAUGUGGCAGUUUGCAACUCGUGGAUCUGUCCAGCACCAAGCCAGGUACCUCUUCCGCUCCGUUCACCAUCAAUGCCCAUCAGAGCGAGAUUGCCUGCAUCUCUCUCAACCAGCAGGGUACCGUUGUGGCCUCUGCCUCCAAGAAAGGGACCCUCAUCCGCCUCUUUGAUACACAGACCAAGGAAAAACUGGUGGAGCUCAGGAGAGGAACAGACCCAGCAACUUUGUACUGCAUCAACUUCAGUCACGACUCUUCCUUCCUCUGUGCCUCCAGCGACAAAGGAACCGUCCACAUCUUUGCCCUAAAAGACACCCGCUUAAAUCGGCGUUCAGCAUUAGCACGCGUGGGAAAAGUCGGCCCCAUGAUAGGCCAGUACGUGGAUUCUCAGUGGAGUCUAGCCAGCUUCACUGUGCCGGCUGAGUCUGCCUGCAUCUGUGCUUUUGGCAGGAACACCUCCAAGAAUGUCAACUCAGUCAUCGCUAUCUGUGUGGAUGGUACUUUCCACAAGUAUGUCUUCACUCCAGACGGCAACUGCAAUCGUGAGGCUUUUGACGUCUACCUGGAUAUAUGUGACGACGAUGACUUUUGAACACAGCUAAGCCUGCCAUGGGCAGGCAGAAGCACCGCUAGGCCCACGGACAAUUUGGGAAAGUUGCUUGGCCUUGAGCAUAUUGAGGGCCUAGAUUGGGGAAGAACAAGGCGUGCUGGGAAUUCUGCUGGGCUGCUGUAGCAGGCCGGAAUGGAUGCCAGGAGAGCACAUUGAGUAAUCAUUUAUCCUGCCAUCCUGGGUGUCCUGUUUAUUGCUGUUUUGGUCUGGCUCCCCAGCUCAUGUUGGUAAUCGAUGAGAGGGCCCAGAAGGUCGACUUCUUUGGAGACAUUGUCACAGACUCUGUUCAGCCUGGAUUUUGGAAGCGGGGAAGAUCCUUUUUACUGGUUAUAUCUGGGUGUUCCCGGCUCUUGAAGAGACUUGAGGGAGGGCUGUAAUUGAAGUUCAGUGUAAGUGCUGUUUGUCAAUAAAGCAAUCUAUAAUUAGUAAAA